AUGGCAACUGGUGGAAGGAAAAAUAAUGCUACACUUGGAGUCUUUAUUGCGGUGUUAGUUGUUACGAACUUUAUCUUUUUAUCAAAGCUGCGUCAGGUUACCAUGGUUGAAAUCUCAGAAGCUGAUUCUGAUUUUAAUCUUCCAGUUGUAAAUGGAGUGGCAUCACAAAUGGGACCUCUCCCUCCACAUCCACCGCGUUCUGGACAAGUGCAUGGACCAUCAGCAGGCAAAAAGGGAAAAGCCAAGUUGCAAGAACCAGAAAUAAAAAAGGUGUCAAAGCAGGAUUACCUUUGGACAGAUGGUGAAGCAAGAGAUAGCAUCGCAUUCUUUUCAACAUAUCGAUCACCGAUACCGCUCGACAUAUUCUCUUGUCCAAUUCCACCAACAUCGAGCCAAGAUGAACUUAGCAUGACUGAUGGGACGUCCUACAAUUACAACGGUCGUAUCACAGGCAUGAUUUUUGUCUCCGAACGAGACAGCCUUGAAUUGCUUCACAUAGCUCUCAGUCGCAAUGACGUAAAACCGCCCAGCGUAUCAGUCUACAGCUUAGCUGAAGUUUUCCGAAGAUUUUACAGCAGAUCCGACGGUGUUCAAAUGGAAGACAGCGGUUGCUUUACCAAUGACCAUCUCAUCUUUGUCAGCACCAAAGAAAAACCUACUGAACGUCGUCAGCCUUGGACUGCCGUUUAUAAAACCAAUCUUAUAACCGGAAAAACUGACCGUCUCACACCACGAGAUCAGGCAGAUUUAAACCCCUCUGUAUCCCCAUCUGGAAAGAAGAUAGUGAUGGCGUCGUUUGAGGGAACGCAAGGUUGGGAUGGUGCAGUCGAAGAUCUAAAGACUAACAUUUAUGUCAUGAAUGUAGAGGAGAAGUAUGAUCGCAGGUUAGUUGUAAAGAAUGGAAGGUGGCCGACUUGGGGAAGUGAAGAUAUCAUUUUCUUCCACCGUAAGGAUGAUAAGAGACUCCCUGAGGAUUCAACAGAGAUGAACUAUUGGGGUGUGUACAGAGUUGAUAUCAGCAGAGCUGGCGAAAUGCAUGUGCGCGUGACCCCGGAUAAUAUUGAUGCGUUCACUCCGGCAGCCAUCGACUCCACCACGAUAGCUGUUGCUACUACUCGGCAGAAAUCAGAGUUCGGUGACACCCGUGUUGAUGCACAAUAUCGUCAUAUUGAGAUUUUUUAUUCAACAGGAGGACGAGAACCCACACAAAUAACUCCGAAAAAUAGAUCAAAGGAUGACCAUUUCAACCCCUUUGUGAUAGGUGAUGGGAAGCGCAUCGGCUACCAUCGUUGCGCCAGUGUCGUCGACGAUAAAGAAAAGAUCAAAAGACGGUUUCAAAUAGUCACUUCUCCGAAUCCAGAUGUCGGACUAUUCAGGGUGGGAGGAUUUCCAACCUUUUCUAAAAAUGGAUCUCGACUUGCAUUUGUUGACAGUGAUUCCAAAAUCGUGUGGGUACUUGACAAGGAACACCUAUAUGAAGCUUUCGAGCUAACUCGGAACAGCAUUUUCUCGCCAGUUUGGAACCAAAAUGAUAGAAAGGACACGCUGUAUGUAUGCGUAGGACCUUCUUUCAUCCCUGAUGACACUGUAGAUAUCUGCGCAGUCCGGAAUGUGUCGCGUGGAAGAAGGAAAAUGCAGCAGCUCACAGAUGGAGGGUUCAAUAAUGCCUUCCCAUCCAGCAGUCCAGACGGGUAUGAAAUUGUUGUACUCCCAAUGUGUACUGAUGGGUCGAAAAUAGCCAACAGGUCAAAGAAUAGUUUACCGAUCUACAAGAAACGGGGGGAAUUUGGUGUACCAGAAAAAGAUGAUGGUCUUGACCCAAGAUCUUUUGCUGUGUAUCUAGUGAAUCCGGAGGCUUCUGAUGCUGUAAGAGUGAUAGAAAGUGGAGAUGGUUUCAUGGGGUUUGUAAACCAUCCAUUUUUCAGUCCGGAUGGACUAAGCAUUGUUGUGACUUCAGAUUUUGCUGCAGUGUCUGUUGAUCCCAUAUCGUUGCCUAAGUUUGUUCACUCGGCCAGGCCUUAUGGAGACAGACAGACUGAAUAA
Molecule: messenger RNA, 2043 nt
Organism: Papaver somniferum (opium poppy)
Lineage: Eukaryota; Viridiplantae; Streptophyta; Magnoliopsida; Ranunculales; Papaveraceae
Exons: 9
Coding region: 1-2043 (680 amino acids)
Source: RefSeq, a predicted model, not a curated record